Molecule: messenger RNA, 11330 nt
Organism: Orcinus orca (killer whale)
Lineage: Eukaryota; Metazoa; Chordata; Mammalia; Artiodactyla; Delphinidae
Gene: OTOR
Product: otoraplin
Exons: 4
Coding region: 7534-7923 (129 amino acids)
Biological process (GO): cartilage condensation
Molecular function (GO): protein binding
Source: RefSeq, a predicted model, not a curated record
AGGAAAUGUUCUCUCUGAUUUUUUUUUAAUUAAUUAAUUAAUUUACUUAUUUAUUUUGGGCUGUGUUGGGUCUUCAUUUCUGUGCGAGGGCUUUCUCUAGUUGCGGCAAGCGGGGGCCACUCUUCAUCGCGGUACACAGGCCUCUCACUGUCGCGGCCUCUCUUGUUGCGGAGCAUAGGCUCCAGACGUGCAGGCUCAGUAGUUGUGGCUCACGGGCUUAGUUGUUCCGCGGCUUGUGGGAUCCUCCCAGACCAGGGCUUGAACCCGUGUCCCCUGCAUUAGCAGGCAGAUUCUCAACCGCUGCGCCACCAGGGAAGUCCCCUCUUGUGUUAUUUUGGAGUAGCUAAUGGUAGAUGCUUUUCUAGUGUUAUUUUGGAGUAGCUAAUGGUAGAGAAACAUUGAACCACUUUAAUAAAAGUAAAGGAGAAUUAGAUCAAGCACUUGAUUAUAUUUUCUGUAAUGUUUUAUGUGUAUGAACUGCCAUCCUGGAAUUCAUUUUUUCGUUUGUUUUUGUUUGUGGGAUUUUUCUUUGUUUUGGGUGCACCACACGGAGAUCUUAGUUCUCCGACCAGGGAUCGAACCCAGACCCCCUGCAGUGGAAGUGCCGAGUCCUAACCACUAGACCGCCAGGGAAUUCCCUGUUUAGUUUUUUUAAUGAUUCUUUUACUAAUGAUAAAAAUGAUAUCCUGGAUAUGAGAAGAAGGUGGGACCUGGGCAGGAUCUAAAUUCAUCUUCAUAUUCAAAUAAAUGAGCAUAGUAUUUGCUGGUAGUAGACAUUUCACAAAUCUUUUCAUCCAGUUUUUAAUUGAAUAAAGGCCAUUUAGGAGUAACUGUACUUACUGUUUUCUGGGAAAACAGAUGGAAAGGGAAUAUUGUCUUUAGACUUCACAUUUUAUGCUCUUACCCUCUUGAGGCAGGGUCGUUCCUAAGGAAUACCUGCUCAGUUAUUAACCUCAUUAUUGAACAACCUCCAAAGGAAAGAUUUUUAGUCUGUAAUCUUUUUGAAGACUAGUAGGCUGACUUGCAAAGGUUGCCAAUCCUAAUCUUGCUGCCUCUUUGUGCUUCUUGAACACUGAUGCUCAGAUAUUUCCAAAGCUCAUUUUCUGUAGUGUUUGAUUUCUACCUAAGGCUAUUGAUUCAAGUCCCCUGCUAGCAAAACCACAGGUGUCUAUAGAAGUGGACGAUUUUUUAUGUAUAGUGCAUGGUAAAGUGACUAUUAAUCACUUUUUGUGUUCCUGUUUUAAUAUUUCCUGGAACAAGACUUUUCCUUAUCACUUAGUUUUUUUAUGUAUUGAAUAUAUAUGGGAUACAUAUUUAUAGGAAGACCACUUUCAGAGUUAUGUAGAUUUUUAUCACAUCACUCUUGUGCAUACAUGAGGAGGAAAAAGCAGAAUAAUUUUUAUCCCUUAACUUUCCACCUGCAGAGUCUGAUUCUUAUGAAUAACUUUUUAACCUAGUUGUCAAGUUCAUGUAUGUCCGUAAAAUGUAUUAACAGUGAGUUACUAGAAAAAAGACCAUGCUCUUGGAUGUUGACAGCAAUGCCAUUUGCUAGUACAUUUUCUAACUGCUUGCUCUCAGUGACUGUCCUUAGCUUGUCUCAGAAGAUGUUUCACAGGACUUCCCUGGUUUUGCAGUGGUUAAGAACCCGCCUGCCAGUGCAGGGGACACGAGUUUGAUCCCUGGUCCGGGAAGAUUCCACAUGCCGCGGAGCCACUCAGCCUGUGUGCCACAACUACUGAGCCUGCGCUCUAGAGCCCGCGAGCCACAGCUACAGAGCUCGUAGCCCCCGCUACUCUUAGUACUCUAUCAAUAGUUGAUGAGUUUUGGCAGUUGUAUAAGUUGUUGUGAGAGUCAUAAUCAAGAUAUAGAGCGUUCUGUCACCCCUCAAAGACAAGAGCUGCCUUGUGCCCCUUUGCAGUCUAUCCCCCCAUCCCAACCCCAGGCAGCCACCCAUCUGCUUUCUGUCACUGCGACUGUGCCCUGUCUAGGAUGCUUUUGAGAUUCAUCUCUGUUGCGUGGAUCAGUUUGUUCCGCCAGCGGAUGGGCAUUUGGGUUCUUUCCAGUUUGGGGCCAUUAGGAAUAAAGUGGCUGUGAACAUUCACGUACAAGUCUGUGUUGGACAUACGUUCUGUUAGAAGAAGAUUUCAAGCAGAGGAGUGACAUUUGAUUACUUUUGAAAGCUUUUUAUUUUGAAAAUUUUUCUGAUUUAUAUAAAAGCCGAAAUAGUACGCAGAGCUCCCAUACAUAUUUUUGAACUGUCGAGGAGAAAUUUCCCCCUCUACCCCUCCUGAGUUCUUGUGGCUGGACUAAUAAUGAAAUUGAUACAAAACAGAUUAACGGGGAAAAAAAAAUUUUAAUUCAUGCAGACAGAGGUCUCAUAGAAAUGAGACCUAAGUAGUGGCCAAAGCAGGCAGCUUUUAUACCUUCUAGAGAAAGAAAGAAUAAACUAGAGAUGAAGUGACACGGCAAAGAAACUUAGGUUUGGGGUGCUCAAUUAGUGAAGAAUCUGAACAGUUCGACCCUGAGCUAGUAAAGGAGUAACAAGGUUUGUUUAUACAAGCUUCUUGACCUGAGUUCCCUAUGUCUGGUGAACGGGUGUCCUACCUCUAGAUGCAGGGGGUGCAUCUUUCACAUGAGAGGUUUAUUUCCUGCUUUCUGGUUGACAGAAAGGAGGGUCAGGGUGUCACUUUUGCAUUGGCGGUUCCUUAAGUAACUAAUUCAAAAUAAUAUACCUUAUUUCGGGGAGGCCCACCCUGAGCCCUAGCAGAACCAUUUGACAGUGUGUUGACCUGAUCGCUUGUUACCCCCUUAAAAACUUCAGUGUGAAUUUCCUAAGUACAAGACCACUCUUCCACAUAACUUCUAGAUGACCAGCAACAUCAAGGAAUAACAUUCAUCCGACUUAUUUUUUUGUAUUUUAUUAUAUUUUAUUUUUGGCUGUGUUGGGUCUUCGUUGCUGCGCGGGCUUUCUCUAGUUGUGGCGAGUGGGGGCUACUCUUCGUUGCGGUGUGCAGGCUUCUCAUUGCGGUGGCUUCUCUUGUUGCAGAGCAUGGGCUCUAGGCGUGUGGGCAUCAGUAGUUGCAGCACGUGGGCUCAGUAAUUGCGGCACGUGGGCUCAGUAGUUGCGGCAUGCAGGCGCUAGGGUGUGCAGGCUUCAGUAGUUGUGGCACACGGGCUUAGUUGCUCCAUGGCAUGUGGGAUCUUCCCAGACCAGGGAUCGAACCCGUGUCCCCUGCAUUGGCAGGUGGAUUCGUAACCACUGUGCCACCAGGGAAGUCCCCAUCCUAUUGAUUGAUGUCCCAAUCAUGAUCCGAGAAUCCAAUCCAGGAUCAUGUGUUGAGUGUAGUUGUCAUGUCUCUUUAGUCUCCUGUCAGUUCCUCAGCCUGUCCUAACCUUUUAUACUAAAAAUAAUGAAUUUGCAACAGUACCUCUGAUUGCAACCCAAUAGCACUGAGUUUAUUCUAGCCUUUCCCCUCUCCUUACUUGUAACUUAUUCUUCUCGAGGCCCAUUAAUCUCCAUGUAUUUAGUAACUAUAUUUUGAAAAAGAUUCGAUCAAACUAGGAUCUUCUAACCAUCCUUAACUUACUGAUCUGUGGGAGUUGCACAGAGGGUCUAGAGGGAGCAGAUGUUGUUAUCCAUUAAAUAUAGCAGUUUUCAACUUGAAUUUAACUUUCAACUUUGGCUGCAUAUUAGAAUCAUCUGGGAGAUAUUUUCAAAUACCCAUCCCUAACCUACACCCCAGAUAAAUUAAAUCCCAAUCUCUAGGGGUGAAAUCCAGUCGUCAAUAUUUCUUAAGCUCCCCGAUUGAGUCCAACGUGAGUCAAAGUUAAGAACUAACAAAGCAGAUUUCUACCUUUAUGAAGUGGCUUAUAUGAUUAGAUUAUUAGUUCAAAUUAUAUUUUUCAAAGGUAGUCUAUAGAAGAUAGCAUCAAAAUGGAAACUAUUCGGAGAGUCUCACAUCUCCAUUUUAAACUUAAAGGCCUAAAGUAUUUUGUUUGGGUACUUAACAGGCAUUUUGUCCCUUGAAAAUGUUGUAUCCAGCAAAGACCUGAUGACGAAUGUGAAAUCCUGGCUGAAAAUUUGUGCUGUAUUUGAUUUGCCCUCGAGCAGCACUUCUCAAACUUUAAUGUUCAUACGAAUCACUUGUAUCUUGUUAAAAAGUCGAUUCCGAUUUAGCAGGACUGGGCUGGGGUCUGAGAGACUUUAUGAAGUGAUGCUAAAGUUGCUGGUCUGGAGACCAUGCUUUGAUGGCAGGACCCCAGCAUCUCUGCCCUAAUCAUUUAGUCAGUGAGUCUUAAUUUGAGGGGUGUAAUGAACAUCUCUUUAGGCCUGAUAAAACCUAGGGACUUUGCCCAGAAAAAAAGAGUACACAUGCAUGUAUACACCUAAGCAUUUAAUUUCGGGGAUCAUGCAUUCAUUCAAUGAAUACCUAUUUACGAGUACCGAGUAUUUUUCUGGGUGCUAAAGAUAGAGCAGUGGACGUCCCCACCUCGUGGAGUUUUCAUUGUGGUGUCAGGGGGACAAAUCACCAAGUAAGUAAACAAGGCAUGCCAGGUAGUGAAAUGUGCAUCAGAACAGUGACCACUGGUCAAGUGAUGGAUGGAUUGGGUUGCGGGAGUGCGGGACUGGCUCUGUUAAACUGGUCUGUCGGUGGAGACAUCUUGACUAUCAGAGAGCAGAAGACCAGUAUCUGGAGGAAAAGUAUCCCAGGCAAUAAGCUUAGAGGGCCUAAAGUAGAAAUGAGCUUCGCAUUUUCAAGUGGCUGGUGUGCCAGGAACAGAGCCAGUGAGGGGGAGUGACAGAAGGUGACCUCAGAGGGGUGGAGGGGCCAGAUCAUGCAGGGUCUUGUACGUCAAGGCGAGGAGGCUGCUUCCACCCCGUCCACUUGUCCAAGCCUUUUUUUUUUUUUUUUUUUUUUUUUUAACGGUACGCGGGCCUCUCGCUGCUGCGGCCUCUCCCGUUGCGGAGCACAGGCUCCGGAUGCGUAGGCUCAGCGGCCAUGGCUCACGGGCCCAGCCGCUCCACGGCAUGUGGGAUCUUCCCGGACCCGGGCACGAACCCGUGUCCCCUACAUCGGCAGGGGGACUCUCAACCACUGCGCCACCAGGGAAGUCCCUGUAAAAGCCCAUUUUUAGACCCUAAAGGAACCACAGCCUCCACUUUAAGAACCCCAGACUGAGAAGCUAAUUUAGGAACUAAAGGAAAAAAAAAUGUCUUUGGGGGAUUAAAGCCUCAAAGAAUCUAUCUGAAAAUCCAGAAGCAGGAGGGAAGUAAGCUCAGGACAGAGCCCUUCUCUGGACCCUCCUAAUGUGCUGUGGUGACUCGAGUGUGCUACCGGCCACGACAGCUUGCUGAGUUAUUCUAAGUUUAAAUUCCUAUUUGUGAGCAAAAUUUUACAAAGAGGCCUCUAGUCUUCACCCGGUCUCUGCCUACUGCAGAAUGCUGGAACGUACCAGGCCUGCCCAGGAUGCACUCAGAAGGCUUGGCAUCUCUUUUCUUAGUUCUCCACCUUCAAAUGGCCCAUGAUGGCUUUGUGUCAGCAUCAGCUUAGUUGGCUACGUUGUUGUGACAGCUCAGACGUGGCUGUAUUCAACGUUUCACUCCGCUUUGGGGACCUGCCUAGGGUGUGGCCAUCUGAGUUUGCGCAGUCUUCAUUUCUGAAAGUGCCUCUCAAACGGCAAUUGUCUUUUGACUCUCCUGUGUUGACAGCUGGCUGGAGACUGUCGCAGUCUGUAAAACAGCUGCCUGAUCAGGAUAAAGAGGAUUUUGAUCGAUGCUUUCAUUUUCCGAGAGAUCCUCUUAGGCCCCUAGAUUAUAGGAAGAAAAAAUGCACUGGCAUUCUGCUUUCAAAAAUGAUUUCUAAUUCAUCCCUUCCUUGAAGUGAAACAGGAAAUAAAGAACUUAAAACCCCAAUUCUAAGUUGACAGUGGAUGCAUGGAAACAGCACUGGACCACAAUCCUGCUGGCUGACCCUUGGAGUGGUUAAGAAAGGCAGCUCUGGCCUGUGCUGAGCCUCAGCUUCCUCGUCUAUAAUGAAGAUAUUGGAUUUCACGAGCUUCCACAUCAGGGCCAGCCGUAUAAGAGAUCCUCCCUUGAAAAGAACACGCCACUCCCACCCCUACACCACACACACCCAAACAGUAAAACUUUGUUACAUACACACACAUCCCUAAAACAAUCAAACUUUUUCAUUGUACUAUAUUUUGCUUUACCAGUUUAUCCCUUGGAAAAUUGUUUUGUACCUAUUUUGUAAGUUGAAUGCUCGUCCCUCAUUUUGUCAGGUGACAGUGUUUCGGGGGAGAGAAAAGGGGGUUCUGCUCUAAAACUUUAUCAGCAACCAAGUUCGACAGGGCAGCCUGACAGGGCCUCUAGUCUAGAAAUAAUGAGGGGGCAGGGGGCCACCUUAUGAGAGAAAAAAAAUCCCAAACACCCUACAACAUGCAGAAACCUAUUGUCUCCUUCUCCCACUCCCUUGGGUGCAGACCUUUUUUAAUUCAUGGCUGUCUCUAGUGCCUACAACAGUGCCUGGCACAUAGCAGAUGCUCAGGAAAUAUUUGUUGACUAGAUGGGGACAGGUAUUAGCGCUUCAACUUUGUCCCUUUUUUUUUUGGCUGCAUCACGUGGCAUGCAGGAUCUUAAUUCCCCAACCAGGGAUUGAACCCUCACCCCCUGCACUGGAAGCAUGGAGUCUUAACCACUGGACCACCAGGGAAGUCCCAGCGCUUCAACUUUGAUGACUUGUAACUGUGCCCCUCUUCCCAUGGGAAAGAUGCCCGGAAGCAGGCCAGGCAGGCAUGGGGGUUCGAGGAGAAACAAACCUCCAGCUUUACUCCCUCCUCUAUGAGCCAUGAGCGUUUUGAGACUGAAUUUCAAAAAUCUCCGAGAGAGGAGGUAGAAAAAAAGCCUAUUCCAUUUCUCCCAGCCCACCUACCCCUUCUCCCCCCACCACCCCCCGUUAGUAGGGUCUUGUUGUGUUACAGUCCAUGCUUGCCCCAACAGACAUGACUCCUAAGAAUCCUAUCAUGAAUGAUUUGUAAAUGUAAGCAUCCUUAACUUAUCUAUUAUAUAAAUCCAGAUGUUUAUUAAAUGUUUAAAUCAAAAUUAUUUGUAUUAAGGGUAUAGAUCUCACAUCUGCAACAGUUUCCUGCAGUUAGUACAUCUUUGCUCGUACAUUGAAAGACUAUGAGGUUUGAACUAAAAACAUUUUUUAAAUGACUUAAAAUUCUCAUAGUUCUUUCAACAAUGUCUUCCUGAUACAAUAAACCACAGUGAAAGUGACUUUAACAAUGGUGGACCAUUUUGGAUACAAUUUGUGUGUAAAAAAGACACAGAGUUUGAGUCUCUUUGGGAAAUCAGAUGCUAACUAGCCCCUAGAGCCCAGUAGCUGUUAUGAAAGCAGAGAAACGGUAGCCACCUCCCCAUUGGCCGGGGGACUUACCCAGAUGUCUGGCUUUCACAUAAAAGACAGGAAGCACUGAAGUCAGUCUCCACUUCCACUCAAAGGGCAAAAGCAAAAACAGCAAAAAAGGAAGAUGGCAAGACUAUUGUUACUUUUCCUCCCAGGUCUUGUGGCCAUAUGUGCCGUGCAUGGAAUAUUUAUGGACAGACUUGCUUCCAGGAAGCUGUGUGCAGAUGACGAGUGUGUCUAUACUAUUUCUCUGGCCCGAGCUCAAGAAGAUUACAGUGCCCCAGACUGUAGAUUCAUUAACGUUAAAAAAGGGCAGUGGAUCUAUGUUUACUCAAAGCUGGUAAAAGAAAAAGAAGCUGGAGAAUUUUGGGCUGGCAGUGUUUAUGGCGAUCCACCUGAGGACGAGAUGGGAACUGUGGGUUAUUUCCCCAGCAACUUGGUCCAGGAGCAACACGUGUACCAAGAAGCCACCAAGGAAGUUCCCACCACGGAUAUUGACUUCUUCUGCGAGUAAGAAGUUAGACAAAUUUGCAGAUAGAAAGGAAACACCAAAAACAAAGAAAAAAGCGAAAAUAACCAAAAAAUACACGUCCCUAAUUUCUGACUUUUGUUUCAAGGGUUUCGCUUGGGGCUGGAGAUAGCAGAUAAAGGGGAGGGGAGGGCGGGAGGAGAGAGGAAGGAGGGGGAAAGGGCAGGGGGGAGGGGGUGUUCUCUGAGCCUGGUCUUCCCACCCACUGGGACAGGGUGACCUUUGGCUAAGUGGAUGAAUUGAAGGUAGACAAUUUUUUUCAGCCUAGAGAAUCUUCUCUUACACAGGGAUCAUAUAGAAGGUAGCUCAUUUAUAGUUAUUUCUAAAUAGUAAUUCUUCUAAGCUCUUUGGAGCCCCAUAUAAACUUAGGUCAUAGGUCUUUUCUUUGGACAUGACGUUUUCUACUUAUUUGUCUCUCUGGCCAGUUGGAGUAUUAUAAUGUACACAAAGGGGCUAUGUCAUCAAGGAGUAUUAUAGGAUUGUUGUUACUUUUAAUAUUUGAUGCCUUUGGGAUGUGAAGCUGUUGGGGAAGAAAAAGAGCUGUUUGGACUCAUAGAUGUUUGGACUAUGCCUCUAAAUUUCUCUUUAAAAAAAUGUCUCACAUUAUUUCAGUUGAAUCAUUUGACCUUCUAAAUGAUCAACUUACCUCUCCCCCAAUUUUAAAUAAUGUUAAAUUUUAAUUUUAAUAAAUUAAAAAAUUUAAAUUUUAGUAAGUGGUGGUGGGGUGCUUUAUGAAAUAUUUACAGUGGAAUAGUUUCCCCUUAUUAUGUGCUGUUACUGGAUAUUAUUCAAUCUUCAAGUCGAAAUAUACAGAAAAAAAAAGUCUAUGGGUUAUUUUCUCCACUUCUAUUUCAACUUCGAAUUUCCUCUUCCUGUGCAAAUCCCCCCAUCAAGGGUGAUGUGUUAAGAAAUCUGGUGAGGGGAUACAGGUUUGGUGGUCCUGAUGGACCCACAAGUUUUUCUACAUUUAACUGGAAAUCGGCUUUGAUUGUGUAUUACUAAUGUAAUCCUUUUGAUGUAGUCAUGAGCUUUUGUUUGUUUACGUGUAAUGUAACAUGUUAAAAUGCCUGUCCUACACUCAAAAAUUUUUUCACAAUUUCUGAGUUUAAACAAUUUUUUUAAAAACACUUUCACCUUGAGGAAUAGAAAGUCUGGGAGGUGGGGUUUGGGAAUGGGGUUUGUUCCUCAGUUUUCUGGGGUCUGAGCAUCCCACAAUCAUGAAGAGAAGGGCAUUUAGGACAAGUUGGAGGCUUGGACCCCAGAGUCAUUUUCCAGCUGUGCCCAUUGUGACUUUAGGUGAAUAUGUUUUUGCCAAACUCUUAGGGAGGUCAGUCAAAUAAAAUGGUACCCCACUCCCGAGAAAAAGCCCCCUAAACCCAAACCCACCUACUAUUUUUUUUUCUAUCUCACUUUAUUCCGUAAAAAAUUUCAUGCAACAUCUAGAGCUCUCAACACAAUUUUAAGCUAAGAGGCAUUUAUCCAACCUCUGUUUCUGCCUCUUACUUGCUGGCCCUCCAUUCCAGACACCCCAUCACCCCUCGAGACACCCAGCGCCCCCAUUGUGCCCUCACUCUGUCCAAAGCCCCUAUCUGUCUGGCUUCAGGCAUCCAGCCUGGAGUGCCCCAGGCACACGGCUUCCAGCUAUAGGCUCCCUCCUGGCCCAAAUCUGCUCCCACCCCCAGGACUGGUCUCAUGUAGGAGUUGGAGGUCAUUGAUUGAUUUAAAUCUCCUGGGGGCUUAUCCGCAGUAAAAGAAUGAAAGCACUUGCAGGAACUUUAAACACCAUCUUUAGGCUCUGGGAAAGCAAAAUGCCAUCCCUGGACCAGUAGCAGGAUGGCCUCACCUGGAAGCUGAUUAGAAAGCAGAGUCUCAGGGCCCACUGCAGACCUCCUGAAUCAAAAUCUGCAUUUUAACAAGACCCUCAGGGAUUCAUGGACACAUGUAGGAAGGGAAAAACUUCCUUCUACUCUUCUAGGCUCUUUGGCUGGACAUAAGAGUUAAAACUGGUGUAGGACAGAUGAAUAAGGGAAAAGCAUACACAUUUAAUUCCGUAAGACUUCUGCUUAUGGAAGAAUAAGGAAACAAUACGGGGAGUGGACAUGACUAGCGUAGACAAGUCGAUUCCAUGAGCCCACUUAGGGCAAGUGGGAGACUGCCUAGAGCAGGGCUACUCAGAGUGGGUACCAGCGCAGGACAAGGCCAGUACAGAAAGCCAUCGAAGGCGAAAAGAGUCAGGGCAUGGUGGACGCUGGCAGGCAAAAACCUGAAAUCUUGCUUAUGGGAUGUGUGGAAUUGGUGGCUCAGAAAAAUUGGGUGAUGAGAACAGAGCCCAGGGCACCAUGGAAGAAUGUGGGAUGUACAUGUCAGUGCCGCCGUUUCCUAUCUGUGCAUGCCUGAAUAUGGUUCUAACCUCUCGGGACCUCUGUUUUCUUGACUAUAAAAGGCCUUAGGGACUUCCCUGGCGGUCCAGUAGUUAAGACUCCGCGCUUCCACUGCAGGGGGCUCAAGUUCUAUCCCUGGUUGGGGAACUAAGAUCCCGCAUGCCGUGCAGCACGGCCAAAAAAUAAAAGGGGUUAAUGACAACUUCGUGGCUGAGUUGUUGCAAAUUUUAAAUAGAAUGCGUGCACAGGGUCUGCACAUGGUAGGACCCCUACGUGGCAGCCACUAUUAUCUGACCCAAGAGGGCUGCAUGAGAAUGGCCGUCACUCCUGGAGUUGUGCUCUAACCCUCCAGAUGCUUCACUGAUCAGAAACUGCAGUUCCCCAUCGGACCAUCUGGAACGUCUACAUCAAAGAUAUUUGUAACAUUUUCCAGAUUGUGUACUUUUUCCUAGUUUCAUUUUUUUAAAAAAAAAAAUCACCUGAAAUUCUCAUAGUCCCAAGUCAUUCCACCAGCCAUUCAGGGAUAUGGUGUACACUACACGUGUAUAAUUUAGAUUUGAGAUCCCAGUUCUGGCCACAGCCCUUCAUCAACACCAGCAUGUGAGGGUCACCACACCUUCUAAAGAUCAACAUAUAUAAUUUGCUCACCCAUGAAACCUAGAGCCAGAUGGGCUUCAGCCGUAAACUAAUCGUAUUUAGGCUCGGCCAAGUAGGGUUGUCUCAUUUGUGUAUCGCCAUCCUAGCAGGGGUGUAAAUUACAAUGCCUCUUGGGAAAUCCAGCUCAGAAAGGGGGUGCCCCACCAGAGCGUGAGGACUUGGGGUCCGUACCUUGAUGGCACUCGCUGUAUCUGCAGAGCCGGAUGCUGUCUCUCUGCUCUCUGGAUGCUGGAAGUUCAGGUCUCUGGCCAGACAUUUUGACCCUCGCUCUGUUGAGAGCCUUGUACAAGACCCAAAGCACAUGGCAGUGCAGGCAGCCACUGGGAAGAGAGAACGCCUCCUCGGAUCACAGCA